Staurois parvus is the source of this 336-nucleotide messenger RNA. The record is from the annotation of a GenBank genome assembly. NCBI's taxonomy places the organism in Eukaryota, Metazoa, Chordata, Amphibia, Anura, Ranidae.
GCGGAUAUAAUGGGUCCGGGGAGACCGGAUAUAGUGAAUGCAGGGUCCGGGGAGACCGGAUAUAGUGAAUGCAGGGGUCCGGGGAGAACCAGGAUAUAGUGAAUGCAGGGUCCCAGGGAGAACCAGAUAUAGUGAAUGCAGGGUCCGGGGAGACCGGAUAUAGUGAAUGCAGGGGUCUGGGGAGACCGUUAUAUAGUGAAUGCAGGGUCCGGGGAGACCGUAUAUAGUGAAUGCAGGGUCCGGGGAGACCAGAUAUAGUGAAUGCAGGGUCCGGGAGACCGGAUAUAGUGAAUGCAGGGUCCGGGGAGACCGGUAUAGUGAAUACAGGGUCUGGGG